GUGUGUGCUCCGGUUCCGUCAUUGUUCGUCCGCGUGCCGUAACGUAACAUGACAUAUUUCAUACAGUUGUUAGUUUAAGAUCUUAACAGCACAUCACGUACUGCGUGUACUAAAUAUUAUUUUUGUUUACCGAAAUUGAGAGAAUUCCUCAAUUCUAGCGUAUGUUCAUUAAAUAUCGCAUUCAUGGAACUAUUUUGAACAGCGCACGAAUAUGUUACCCUACGUCAUCUUUUUUCAAUGGGAAGCCAUGAUGGAAGUUUGAGAGUUGAACGGGGGAGAGGAGAAGCGGAGGAAGUGGAUCUGGACUGAAGAGUGUACUGAAUUGGUCCUGCGCGACAUUUAAAUAUAACGUUUUUAAUUUCUUGGUGGAGGCUGUCACCUUUCAUUUCACGUGUUGGAACUUAAACUUCGCGGAUGGUUGAAAUUUUCGAUGGCUUUUAUAUUUUUAAGAAUGUGUAGACGAGCUAGCGCGCUAGCCGCUGAAGCUAGCAGCUAGUCGGAGGGUCUCACAGACGGAGCGCGAGUCGAGCGCAAGCGGGGCUCCGUCAACCCUUCUUGAAGUCCAAGCGCCCGGAGAGGAUCGUCUCUCCGCCUUUCUGCUCCACCACGGCGGCUACGGUGAGACCAGAGACUUGCCGUGCAUUUGAAACACUGCGGUUCGCGACUUGGGGAGUUACUUGUCUUUUCACCUGGGGCUCGUCUGAGCAGCGGACGGCAUUUUGGAAGCCGGGCCUGUGGUGGUUUGGAGCGAGGCCCUUGAUGAGAGAGCCACAGCAGACUCCAUUCUAGUUAGCAGGUGAGCUAGCUGGCGACUGAAAGGACUGCUAAACGAGCAGCUCAUAAAGGCCACCGAUCGCGCAAAAAGCAACAAUACUCUCUCUCACACUAAAUACGUUAAAGACUCCUGUCACAGCCAUGGCUGGGAUCAUAAAGGAAUUUGUCAGCCGAAACAAAAGGAGAUACCAGGAAGACGGGUUCGACUUGGACUUGACCUAUAUUUAUCCGAAUAUCAUAGCGAUGGGGUUUCCGGCCGAAAGGCUAGAGGGUGUCUACCGAAAUAACAUAGAUGAUGUCGUCCGAUUUCUCGAUUCAAAGCAUAAAAAUCAUUACAAAAUAUAUAAUCUAUGUGCAGAAAGACAUUAUGAUGCUACCAAAUUUAAUUGCAGAGUUGCACAGUAUCCGUUCGAGGACCACAAUCCUCCUCAGCUAGAGCUUAUCAAACCUUUCUGUGAAGAUUUGGAUAAGUGGCUCAGUGAAAACGACAAUCACGUAGCUGCCAUUCAUUGCAAAGCUGGAAAGGGGCGUACGGGUGUCAUGAUUUGCGCGUACUUGUUACACCGAGGCAAAUUCAAAAAAGCACAAGAGGCUCUGGAUUUCUACGGUGAAGUUAGGACCAGAGACAAGAAGGGAGUGACUAUUCCCAGUCAGAGGCGAUAUGUGUACUACUACAGCCACCUUCUGAAGAAUAAGUUGGAUUACAAACCUGUGGCCUUGCUCUUUCACAAGAUGGUGUUCGAGACAGUGCCCAUGUUCAGCGGAGGAACAUGCAGGGAUACUGCUGUAAAAAGCAAGAGCGAGCAGAUUCCACAUGGGUUCAGAAAAACCAAUUGGCAUUGGGAUCCUCAGUUUGUGGUGUACCAGCUAAAGGUGAAGAUCCACACGUCCAACCCAACACACACGAGGAGAGAAGAGAAAUACAUCUUCUUUGAGUUUCCACAGCCGCUGCCUGUGUGUGGAGACAUCAAGGUGGAGUUCUUCCACAAGCAGAACAAGAUGAUGAAAAAGGAAAAGAUGUUUCACUUUUGGGUGAACACCUUCUUCAUCCCUGGACCAGAGGAAGGCUCUGAGAAGGUGGAAAACGGAGGUUUAGUGAAGGAACUGGAUGGGAUCCAGACCACAGAACGGGGAGAGAAUGAAAAGGAUUAUCUAAUCCUGACUUUAACCAAGAAUGACUUGGAUAAGGCCAAUAAGGAUAAAGCCAACAGAUACUUCUCUCCAAAUUUCAAGGUGAAGCUUUACUUCACGAAAACAGUGGAGGAACCAUCCAACUCGGAGGCCAGCACUUCUACAUCUGUAACCCCGGAUGUUAGCGAUAAUGAACCGGACCAUUAUAGAUAUUCUGACACAACGGACUCGGACCCAGAAAAUGAACAAUUUGACGACGAGCAGAUUACGAAAGUUUGAAAUAUUUUUAUGGGAAGAAAAGACAUGCGUCAUAGAGUUGUAUAAAGGAUAAAACUUGAAUACGAACUGAAAGCAAGUACAUUUUUCCAAACAGAAGUAGGACACACGUCACCGGUUUUAGGGACAAAAUGCUGACCAAUUCUUUUUUUUUUGUCCGUUCACCCCCUUCUCCAUGAAGUAUCAACACUGAUGUUCCGUGGAAAACGUGUCAGUAGCUAUUAUGUAAAUACAUUUUCAUGCCGUAACGAAAGAGAAAACCCAUUCUGGAUGGGAGAUCGUUUAUGGGAGAAUUCAGUGGAGGUCGAAAUUUGCUGCUCCCCAUCACCUGUCGAAACCGAGGCCAGUGCUUAAAUCAACCUCCUUCAUGCCCUCAUGUCUGUGCUUAUCUACCUACUGUGAAGUUUCUCCUCAUGCUGUUGAAACGCCAGCAUGUUUCAUUUGGGUUGUUCAGUGGAAACUUACAACGUUUGUCUGUCUGGAUUCAUCAUUAUUACUACAGUGCUAAUGAUUCUUCUACAGUAAGCUACACAAUAUGUAUUAUUGUCAUUUUCCUUUCUUUUUUUAAUGCAAAUACACACAAACAACAUGGAAACCAGUGUUGCAAUAAUGUUAACACUAUAGCUCAUCAAAGAAGGUGUGCAUGUUAUUGGAAUCCAUAUUGUCUAAUAAAUGCUAUACAAUGUUUUUCUAAAAGUGGUUUUUGAAGGAAGUCAUUGCCAUCCUACGUCCUCCUUACGGCUUCUGCAUAAGAGAUUUGAAUCUGUAAACGGUCACUUCAUUUUAUUAUUCAUAACUUCCCCUUGUCCGCUGGCACUUGUUUAAAUCCACAGGAUUUGUUUUCAGUUCCUAACAGUUAACGAUCUGAGCUCAGUCAUAAGACUUGCGUUAGGGUAGCUAGCCGCACUUCGCUACACCUAGCGUAGAAGCAAAGUGAUGCCAUGCCAACCGGUUGCUUGGAUUACAGCAUUUCGUGUAUGGCAUGCAAACCUAGAAAAGCCCUUGAAUGUAUCAACCUUGGAUGCAAGUUUUGAUUUUGUUCGACAGCGUUCGCAAACGUUCAGCCUUGGUUCCCUAAAUCGUGUUUGUAGCCUUAUAGUACGUGAUCUAAUGAAAUCUGGAUCAUGCGUUUAUCCAGCAAAGGUGCUUACAAGCUGCAGAUGUAUAGUCAAUUCGGUGCGAAUCUCAUGGUGCAUUUAAACGCACUUCGGUGCGUGUUCGUAACUGUUAGCGGCACUUACGUGCAUAACCGAUAGUCUUCAACUCCAAUCUGAUGUCCCUGACUAGUUAAGAGUUCAUGUGUUUUAUUUCAUACCUCGUUCUGUUUGGAUGGAAACAACAUAGUGCAGCUACAGAUCCUGUGCUUGCUUCGGAAAUAUUAAAGCCCUAUAUAUGAGAAUAUUUAAAUGUAUAAUUUACUUUUAAGCAUGCCAAAUCUUUUUUUAGCACAUCUGGCUGAUGAGGUCAGGCGAAAAAUAAAAAGACAAAAAACUUUCUCAGUCUCUUGGGCAAGAAUCUUUACCGAGGGUAGUGAGUAAGCUGCCUUUUUUCUGUACUGUUAGCAUUCAGGCUUCACACUAGUCACCAGCCCACCGCACAUCUCACCUUCCUUAGAGAUAGAAUACAAAUCCCAGAUGUGAGGAGUAAACUCGGCCUUCAUACAUGUGAUUGUACACUAACCAAUCCAGGAAAAAAAAACUUUCUUUUUUGUUUACAUUUCAGAUCACUGAAAACCUGCCAAAUUAAGCUUGAUGAUUUUUUUUUUUUUUUUUUUAGUAGAGGCGGGGCUCACGGGAGGUAUUCUUUGCUUUACUUGAAGUUGACAAUGCUUACUCUUCUACUGCUUUGAUACCCUACCAUUCUGCCCAAGCACUGACUUAUUUAAAGCUACUAUACAAGAGCAACAUAUUGUACUAGACAUGUGCACUGUUACAGGUUUUUGCAGGGUUUCAGUCAGCGGUCCACAGUAUUUUUAUUUCUAGUCGGUUUAUUUUUUUACGGAAAUGCUCGCAGCAAUCAGACGUACGAGAGCGGGGAAGAAAAAGUCUUUGUGUCCAUUUACUUUUGUCGCUGUGCAUCAACAUAGACUCAAAUGUGUUAUUGACUGAAAAUGUUUUUAGGUUUUUUUAAGAAAGCAUAAAAUAGAAAAAAUAAAUAAUGCAACUAUUUAUGAAAGUAUUCAGUCACUUUCCGACAGAGAUCUUCUGCAGAUUUUCCGUUAUCGUAGUCCUCCCUAACACAUGCACAUGACUUCUUUGGGAUGUUUAGCGCUUUAAUGUGUGACUACCCGAUCUCGCAUUAAUCCUUAAGGCCAUUUCUGCCACACGAGACAGUACCUUAACAUGCAAAACCUCGGACAUCCUUUACGUGGCACGGGUGUGUGGAGCUCACAGGCAGCAUCAGAAAUUCAUUUCAGGUUUAAUGAAAAACAAGGAAGUCUUCAAAGGUGCCAGUGUAUAUGUUUCACGUCACUCUUUCUUAGCCGAUUCGUGCAAUAUGUUGUAUGCCUGUGGUUGCCACAAAGUGCCUCAUGUUUACAGAAGAAUAAAAGUGCUUGCUUUAGAAAUCGUGGUAGUACAUAACGUCAUGCAUGCGGAUGGAUGGGGUGGUACUGUGCACUAAAUCGUCCGGCAGCAGGGGCCCUUUGGACUUCGGUCAUGCUCCAUUUGAACCCAUUCUCUCCCCCCACCAAUGCCCCAGAGGUUUCUUAUAAUGUAAACUCGGUAUAUUUUCAGUCUUUGAGAAAGCAGCCUUACUCCAUUUUAAGCCUGUUCAGAUACUAUUGUGCUGUGCAACAGUUGCUCUGUGUGUGAUUGCCUAUGCACUGAGUACACAAACCAACCAUGUAUGAAAUAUUGUACAGGUAAUCAUGUUGCUCAUACAAAUGACAUGUUUGUUUGUAAUUGUAUGUGUAAACUGCCCUUUAUCUUAGUGUUAUAAACUCCACAUAAAUCCAAUAAAGUCUCAUUCUUGUCA
Messenger RNA from Misgurnus anguillicaudatus (oriental weatherfish), 5157 nucleotides. RefSeq names its product phosphatase and tensin homolog B (gene ptenb). Gene Ontology annotation, cellular component: nucleus; cytosol; cell projection. NCBI's taxonomy places the organism in Eukaryota, Metazoa, Chordata, Actinopteri, Cypriniformes, Cobitidae. The record is from RefSeq and is a predicted model, not a curated record. Gene Ontology annotation, biological process: cell motility; phosphatidylinositol 3-kinase/protein kinase B signal transduction; protein dephosphorylation. Gene Ontology annotation, molecular function: protein tyrosine phosphatase activity; inositol-1,3,4,5-tetrakisphosphate 3-phosphatase activity; phosphatidylinositol-3,4-bisphosphate 3-phosphatase activity.